AUGGACGUCCGCCUGUACCCCUCGGCGCCCGCGGUGGGCGCGCGGCCCGGGGCCGAGCCCGCUGGCCUAGCGCACCUGGACUAUUACCACUGCGGCAAGUUUGAUGGUGACAGUGCCUACGUGGGGAUGAGUGACGGAAACCCAGAGCUCCUGUCAACCAGCCAGACCUAUAACAGCCAGAGCGAGAGCAACGAAGACUAUGAGAUCCCCCCAAUAACACCUCCCAACCUCCCUGAGCCACCCCUCCUGCACCUGGGGGACCACGAAGCCAGCUACCACUCACUGUGCCACGGCCUCGCUCCCAACGGUCUGCUCCCUGCCUACUCCUACCAGGCCAUGGACCUCCCAGCCAUCAUGGUGUCCAACAUGCUGGCCCAGGACAGCCACCUGCUCUCCAGCCAGCUGCCCACGAUCCAGGAGAUGGUGCACUCGGAGGUGGCGGCCUACGACGCGGGCCGGCCGGGGCCCCUGCUGGGCCGCCCUGCCGUGCUGGCCAGCCACAUGACUGCCCUCAGCCAGUCCCAGCUCAUCUCGCAGAUGGGCCUCCGGAGCGGCAUUGCCCACAGCUCCCCCUCGCCCCCAGGGAGCAAGUCAGCCACGCCCUCGCCCUCCAGUUCCACCCAGGAGGAGGAGCCAGAAGCUCACUUCAAGCUCUCAGGAGAGAAGAGACCCUCCGCUGACCCAGGGAAAAAGGCCAAGAACCCCAAGAAGAAGAAGAAGAAGGACCCGAACGAGCCGCAGAAGCCCGUGUCAGCCUACGCGCUCUUCUUCAGGGACACCCAGGCCGCCAUCAAGGGGCAGAACCCCAGCGCCACCUUCGGGGAUGUGUCCAAAAUCGUGGCCUCCAUGUGGGACAGCUUGGGAGAGGAGCAGAAGCAGGCCUACAAGAGGAAGACCGAAGCAGCAAAGAAGGAGUAUCUGAAGGCUCUGGCGGCCUACAGGGCUAGCCUGGUCUCCAAGAGCCCCCCGGAGCAGAGUGAGAGCAAGAGCACGCAGGCAAACCCGCCAGCCAAGAUGCUGCCCCCGAAGCAGCCCAUGUACGCCAUGCCAGGCCUCGCCUCCUUCCUGACGCCCUCGGACCUGCAGGCCUUCCGCAGUGGGGCCUCUCCUGCCACCCUCGCCCGGACGCUGGGCUCCAAGUCGCUGCUGCCAGGCCUCAGCGCGUCCCCACCGCCGCCACCCACCUUCCCGCUCAGCCCCUCCCUGCAUCAACAGCUGCCACUGCCUCCGCACGCACAGGGCGCCCUCCUGAGUCCCUCUGUCAGCAUGUCCCCAGCCCCCCAGCCUUCUGUCCUGCCCACCCCCAUGGCACUGCAGGUGCAGCUGGCAAUGAGCCCCUCGCCUCCAGGGCCACAGGACUUCCCUCACAUCUCCGAGUUCCCCAGCGGCUCCGGGUCCCGCUCUCCGGGCCCAUCCAACCCCCCAAGCAGUGGGGACUGGGACAGCAGUUACCAGAGCGGGGAGUGCAGCACCAGCACCUGCAGCCUGCUGCCCAGGGACAAAUCGCUCUACCUCACCUAAUCCUGCCUCCUCUCCCUGAGGCUCACUGGAAGGGCACUGCUCGGAGCCUGAAGGGCUGAGCGCAGGAAAGAGGCCUUGGCAGGAGGCGGGUGACGACCGGACAGAGCAGUGACACGCCAGUGCCCGGGGCUCAGUCUCUCCCUCAACUCCCAGCAGCCCCUGCCGCUCACCUGCUUGCUCCAGGGGAACCGCCGACCCCACCUCUCGCCCUGCACACGGACCCCUAGGUCUGGAUGUCUGGCCCCAGCCCCAGCUCACGCGGGCUGCCCCUGGCAGGGCCGCCGCCAACAGAAACCCAGCCCUGGGCGCCCGGCCCAGCCGCAGGGGUGCAGUUACGGUUUUCCGGUGUGAACUGAAGUUCCGAAAGCCUCGCUGUGGGCCCCGUGUGCGUAGCUGACUAAAUGUGUUAGAACCGUGCUGAGACAUCUGUGAGGUUAUUUUGUUGGGGGGGAAAUGUCGUUUCCUGUAUGGUCAGAAGCAUUUUCUAUGCCCCGAGCACCUUCUUUCUUAAGUUUUCUCUGAAGGGAGUGGCUGCCUAGUGUUUCGUCUACACAGCAAGCACCCGAGCUGCUGGCCGCACGUGUGGACGGUGCUCCUGGUUCCAAGCCAACGUCCAUGGAUGUGCGAUGGCCAGCCACGACUGUCGUCUAUUUCCAAGGAAAACUGGAGGCCACUGUUGUGGUUUGUCCUGACGUGCGUGUGGCCCGGGGGUCGCUUGGGUUUCGGUUCCUGGCUCUGUCCGUGGCUGUCUCCCACCCUGGCGGACAUCC
Molecule: messenger RNA, 2291 nt
Organism: Lepus europaeus (European hare)
Lineage: Eukaryota; Metazoa; Chordata; Mammalia; Lagomorpha; Leporidae
Gene: TOX2
Product: TOX high mobility group box family member 2
Exons: 9
Coding region: 1-1521 (506 amino acids)
Biological process (GO): regulation of transcription by RNA polymerase II
Cellular component (GO): nucleus
Molecular function (GO): chromatin DNA binding
Source: RefSeq, a predicted model, not a curated record